Harmonia axyridis is the source of this 4339-nucleotide messenger RNA. RefSeq names its product LIM domain-binding protein 2 (gene Chi). NCBI's taxonomy places the organism in Eukaryota, Metazoa, Arthropoda, Insecta, Coleoptera, Coccinellidae. Gene Ontology annotation, cellular component: nucleus; transcription regulator complex. The coding region runs from base 256 to 2019 and encodes 587 amino acids. Gene Ontology annotation, molecular function: LIM domain binding. Gene Ontology annotation, biological process: nervous system development; negative regulation of transcription by RNA polymerase II; positive regulation of transcription by RNA polymerase II. The transcript is spliced from 9 exons. The record is from RefSeq and is a predicted model, not a curated record.
UUAACAUGCGCCAUUCAUAAAACAGUUCGCUAGUUAUGUUUCUCGGUGCUUCAUAAAGCUUUUUCGGGUUAAAUUUCAAAUUCGUCAAUAUCGCGGCAAGUGCGUUGAUAGAACAUGUGCUAAUCUUAUGAACUUUUGUAACUAUGAAGUCCUUGUUUUCGGUUUAAGUUAAUUAAAAAAUAUGUUCAUACAAAAAUGAAGCUAUGUGAGUUUUGUGUUUGAUUAAUAGUGUGCUUUCCUAAUGAGCUCUGAAGUAUGAGGCAAGGUCGUGCCGGCCAAAGAAAAACAAAAUGCCUUAGCCGUCGCGUAACCCCCUCCAUCACGCUGCCUGUCACCCUGGAGGACCCCGCCACAAGCUGGAAGGGACCGCCGCCCGGCUCGGAGCCCCAGAACUUCGCUCCAAACCAGAAUAACUCCUUCUCCGGGCCGCCGGCCGGCUACCAAGGUCCCUCACCGUUCCAGGGCCCACCAGCGGGGGCAGGCUCGCCAGCUGGGGCACCACCGUACCAGGGCGGACCGCCACCAGGCUCUACAACACCGCAGUACAAUGCCUCACCAGCGCCCUCUGGCUCUUCGACGCCGGGCCCCGGGCCACCUCAAAGUGUCGGUAGUGCCGGUUUCCCCCCUCCGCCCAAUAGCUCGGGCCCGCCGUACAACGGGCCCGGCCACGGACCUUUCGGAUCGCCAUCGGGCGGCGGGCCCCCGUUCGGCAGACCGGGCUCCUCGGGGCCUCCCUUCGUGGGCCCCGGCGGUAACCCACACUUCUCGUCGCCUGGACAGUUCGGGCCCGGCUUUGGAAUGCCGCCGGGAUCGCCUUUCGGGCCUGGACCGGGCCACCCGAUGUCCGGACCUAUGGAGCCGAGCCAUGGCAUUAUGGCCAGGCAGAUGGGCGGCCCCGUACCUCUGGAUCAAGGAUCCUUGCCAGUACCUAGAAGACACACACCGUACUUUGGUCAACCUGACUAUAGAAUAUAUGAACUCAACAAAAGGUUGCAGCAGAGGACGGAGGUAAGCGAGAGUGAUAAUUUAUGGUGGGAUGCAUUUGCGACGGAGUUCUUCGAGGAUGAUGCUUCUUUGACGCUGGCGUUCUGUUUGGAAGAUGGUCCGAAACGAUACACUAUCGGGAGGACGUUGAUUCCAAGGUAUUUUAGGAGUAUAUUUGAAGGCGGAGUGACUGAGUUAUACUAUAAUAUGAAACAUCCAAAGGAGUCCUUCCACAACACUAGUAUUACAUUGGACUGUGAUCAGUGCACAAUGGUGACGCAUCAUGGCAAACCAUGGCAAACAAAGGUCUGUACAGAGGGCCGAUUAAUCCUAGAAUUUACAUUCGACGACUUGAUGAGAAUAAAGUCGUGGCAUUUUACGAUAAGGACACAUCGAGAGCUCAUCCCAAGGACUGUAGUAGGUGUACAUUCGCAACAAGAUCCUAGUAUGUUAGAACAGUUAUCGAAAAAUAUCACUAGGCAAGGAAUCACGAAUUCUACACUCAAUUAUCUUAGGUUAUGUGUGAUAUUAGAACCAAUGCAGGAAUUGAUGUCCAGGCAUAAAGCGUACGCUCUCAGUCCAAGGGACUGUCUCAAGACGACGCUUUUUCAGAAGUGGCAGAGGAUGUGUGCCCCGCCGGGUAAGAGAGAAUCUCAAAGACCUGCCAAUAAACGAAGAAAACGCAAAGGUUCAAACUCAGGGGGCGCUGCAAAUAAUUCAGCACCGACGCCAAAUAAAAAACGAUCUCCCGGGCCAAAUUUUUCCCUAGCGUCCCAGGAUGUGAUGGUAGUGGGUGAACCGUCGCUCAUGGGCGGAGAAUUUGGAGACGAAGAUGAGCGACUAAUAACACGAUUAGAAAAUACCCAGUACGAUGCAGCCAACUCGCUGGACCAUGACAAUCAUGGCUUCCACGCGGAUUCGCCGAUGCCCGGCUCGAACUCUUGGGGCGCUAGCGUAGGAGAUCGAGGCGGCCCCCCACAAGGUAGCACCCCCAAUCAAGACUCGGACAAAAAAUCACCAGCUGUCAGUCAGUGAUGACAGGACGAGUUUUCACUAGCUUCUUCAAAGGUUUACUGGAUCUAAGAGAAUAGUUCAUUGUUAGUAUUACCCCGAGAAACUUUCCUGUCGACUUUAAUUCUUAUCGAAUGCACAUUAGAUAGAUACAUAAAAUUAAAGUUAUAUGAAGAGAAUGAAGAUAUAGAUUGCGAUGAACAUCUGAAGCUAAAAUUACUUUUUCCUUUUCAUUUAAUGGAUUCGGUUCUUACUUGGCCCAAUUUCAUUGUUAAUGAGAUAAAACAAAUUAAUAUUUGUGAAUAUUACUUUUUUACUUCAAUUUUAACAUCUAUUUUUACAGAAGAACCUCAAGAACAUAGUGAAUUUCUGACUUUCACAUAUAUUUUAACAGUAGAUUCUUGAGGUUCUAAAUUUAAUUCAUCCAUGUGAAAUCUUGUGCGAUUUUAAAGAUAAAUAAUAUCUUUUCAAAUGUUGAGUCAAGUAUCUUUUCUAUAUGAUAUAAUAUUUUGGACUCCUCCGAUUUUAAUGUCUGUUGGAUUGUUUUUCGAUCAAUUUUAAAAAUGCCAGUGCAAUAAUGGAUCAACCAAAUUCGAUUAGAAGAAAAAUUAAUUUGGUUGCUUUAUCGAAAUCUAACAGUCAUUGAAACUGUAGUCUGAAGUAUAAUUUUUACUUCCGAAUAAAUUUUAGGAAUUUUACUCAUAGGGAAUAAGGCAAAAAAAAAGGUUGUGUUAUAUUUAUUUUAUUUUUUUAAGUCCAUUGACUCCAUCAGUAUCUUUUCACACAUGUUGAACAGGAAGUUUCAUCGGGAUUCUCUGAGAAAAUGGAGAAAUGAAUUAUUCUGAUUUCCUGGACGCCUUUGAAGGAAUGAGAAGGAGAAAAUGUACUCUUAUUGGUAAAAACCCAGUGUUGAACUAUUCAAGUGAAAUGAAAAACGAAAGAAUAUAAUGUGCAUAUGGUUUUCUUAUCAAAGUGAUACACGAGCAGUGAAAGAAGUGUUACAGAUUAAUUUGUUGGUGCUUAUUGUAUCUGUUCAGGAAGUAUCUGAAAGGACCAAAAUUAUAAGAUGCUUUUAUUCAGAUAUAAUAAAGAGCAAUGCACACUUCGUGGUGCAAUUUUAAUGGUUCAGUCUCAAAAAGUCGGGUUUGUUUUUGGUACCUUCGUUGAAAUUCUGAAUUUUCAGAUAGGGAAGCUCAUUUGUACAGUAACUUCAAGCGUUCUCUUUAGGUAUGGAGCAAGUAAAGAGUUGUAAACAAGCUAUUUUUUAAGUUUUCAUUCUGAAAUACUCGAUAUUGAAUUUUAUCUUGCACAAGACAAUUAAUUAAAACAUUACAACAGUUUACCUCAUUCAUCUCUGUUGUUAAGUUUUCAUUUGGACGAAAUUUUUUCAUGAGUUUUUUUCCAUGUAGAUGCAGUUUAUCAAUAAUUUAUAGUGUUUUCGAAUUAAUUGUCGGGUGUGAUUCAAUAGUUCAAGCGUUACUUGAAUUAUUGCAUCUUACGGAUGAUCUGUGCUCAUCUUUUUAUUUGACAAUAGUUCCUUACGAAUUCGAAUAGUUUCAGUUACUCAAUUUGAUUCAAGUAUUUCAGACAGAAUAAUUUCAAGUAAAAGGACGAGAAUUCCUUCUGAUGAAGGAAGUUUCCCGUUUUAGGAUCAAUUUUGUAUAGUUGAAGCUAAACAAUUGUAAAACAUACAUAUAAAUAUUAUGUCCAAGAGAAAAAAAUGUAAGUUAUUAAUUUGAACAGUUUAUUUUGUUGUAAUUUUAGGGAAUAUUUUGACAGAUUUGAACUAAUCAAAAGUGUUUCACUCACUUCUUUUUUAUUAUAAAGUGAAUAAAAACUGAAAUAUUAAGCAAAAUGUGGCAGAAUUCUUCACCCUAAACUUGUUAAUUUAUAGAAAUCGAAAAGAAUGCAAUAAAUAAAUUUUUAAAUUUCGUGUGAAUAAUCAGUAUUGAUUAAAUGAACUAAAAUUUUAAGCAGAUUCUGUCGAUGUAUUCCCUAUUGUGUAUUUUUUAUAUUGUGUGAAUGAGGAUAUGGGGUAUUUUAUAAAUAUUUUUUUUUAUAUGAAUGAUUGAAAUUUUUUGUAUUGGUGUUAGAAUGAAAGUUUUAAUUGUAACAAGUCAUUAAAAAAUAAAAAUAUGAAAACUGGGGCUGCGGUACUGUCAUUAAGUCUCAUUUCCAUCUGUGUAAAUGUGUUUUUACAACUCUCUUGUUAGUAGUUGCGUGUGUUUACUUGUUCCAGUUUGGUUUCUUUCAACCAAUUCAAUUGUAAUCUCAUGUGUAAAAGAUGUUGUACUCAGUACAGAACCUACUGCAACCUCACAAAUACAACACCUACAAAAAAUCA